UGCGAAGGAGAGGGAGGGAGAAUACGCGAGCACGUGGGGGGAGAGGGAGCGAAGGAAGGUGUCAAGGUGACAAACGCGCUAAGCCGCGCAAAUUCGCGCGGGGUCCGCGCGAGGACCGGCUGCAGUUGAACGCGUACGAACGAUUCUCGCGCCGGCAGCCACGACAUGAUCUCUUCAACGGAGAGCGAAAGGAGCGAGGCGGACGUCGCCGAGGUGGCGGACGCCCGGGACGACCCGUACGACGUGGAGAGAUGCGCCCGUUGGAUCCGGACGAAUGCCUUGAAACAGGUAUGCCUACAGUUUCCGGACAGCCUGCUACCGGACUCGGUAGAGGUUGCGCUGCGCUUAGAGAAGAACCUGGGGCGGAAAGUGUAUAUCCUAGGUGACACGACUUGCGGCAGCUGUUGCGUCGACGAGAUAGCGGCGCAGCACGUUGACGCGGACGGCGUAAUACACUUCGGACACGCCUGCCUCAGUCCCACCGCUCGCCUACCGGUCCUCCACGUUUUGCCGAGGAGGCGUCUGGACGCGGCGGGAUUCGGCGAGGAGUUCAAGCGAGCCUUCCCGGACUGCGCGAGGAAGAUCAUAUUUUUCUACGACGUGGCGUACGCGCACGAGAUCGAACGUGUACAUAGUACAUUGAAACCUGUAUAUAAGCACUUAGUUUUGUCUAAAUUAAAUUGCACGUCGAACGUGGAAUACACCGACGCGGGAGCAAGCCCGGCCUCGGUUGUCCUGGGCAGGAGUUACACCUUGGAAAACGGAUAUAACGUACAGGAUUACGAGGGCUUCUUUCUGGGCGAGGCAGAAAAGACUCUCGCGUUAUUAGCGAUGAGCGUGCCUAUGAGAAGGUGGCACUGCUUCGCAAACGGCAAGGUUAGUGAGUUCCAAGCAUUGAACACACCUUGGUUGAAGCGAAGGAGAUUUCUGAUAGAGAAGCUGAGGGAUGCCAGAGUUGUGGGAAUCGUCGUUGCCACGUUGGGCAUUCAGGAGUACUUAACGGCUAUAAAUAGCGUGAAGAAGAUUCUCAAGCAAAAAAGCAAAAAGUCUUAUCUUCUCAGCGUGGGAAAGAUCAAUCCCGCCAAGCUUGCAAAUUUUCCAGAGAUUGACGCCUUCGUCGUAAUAGCUUGUCCGGAGAACGAAGUAUUUGACUCGAGGGACUUUUUCAAGCCUAUGCUUACGGUGUACGAAGUCGAAUUGGCAUUUAACAACGCGCGGGAGUUCUGUCCGCAAUAUUUCAUGGACUUUCGGCAGAUACUGCCCGGCGGCACCCACUACGUCGACUUUAAGCAGUCAACGGACUCUGAUGUUUCUCUCGUCACUAGCAGUAUCAGAAAUUGCGAGGACGACACGCUCUGUACAGACCAAAUGAAUGCUCUGGCGGUCCAUUCCUCAGGUACUGUUGCUAUUGGCAAAGCUGGGGCUCAAUAUUUGCAAGAUAGAUCCUGGAAGGGUGUCGAGCAGAAAUUGGGUGAAGAUCCUGCACAAGCAGCGGAGGCUGGUCGUGCUGGAUUAGCGUGGGAGUAUACGAGUGAACCUUUAAAAACGGACAAACGUAACGCACAAGCGGAAUAAAUAUAAUGUUCCUAAA
Messenger RNA from Vollenhovia emeryi, 1591 nucleotides. It is a transcript of the gene Dph2, whose product is annotated as diphthamide biosynthesis protein 2. The transcript is spliced from 5 exons. Bases 166 to 1575 code for a protein of 469 amino acids. The record is from RefSeq and is a predicted model, not a curated record. Gene Ontology annotation, molecular function: 2-(3-amino-3-carboxypropyl)histidine synthase activity. NCBI's taxonomy places the organism in Eukaryota, Metazoa, Arthropoda, Insecta, Hymenoptera, Formicidae. Gene Ontology annotation, biological process: protein histidyl modification to diphthamide.